Messenger RNA from Lasiodiplodia theobromae, 1368 nucleotides. RefSeq lists its product as uncharacterized. The transcript has 4 exons. Bases 1 to 1368 code for a protein of 455 amino acids. NCBI's taxonomy places the organism in Eukaryota, Fungi, Ascomycota, Dothideomycetes, Botryosphaeriales, Botryosphaeriaceae. The record is from RefSeq and is a predicted model, not a curated record.
AUGAUUUGGUCUCCGAUAGAUACCAAGGCUUUCCCAUUACAGCUCAACACCACCGUCCAUCCUAAGCCAGCAGCCAUGCUGCUCAAGUCUCGUGCGGGAGUCUUGCCUUUCGGCAUCCUAUGGCUCCUUCUCCUUUUCUGCUCAGUGCUGGCACCUGGUGCUGAUUCGCGUGCUGUCAUCACCACCGAGAAUCUGGACCUCAAGCAUGCACUCACGAACAUCACGAAGCUCAUGAAGAAAGAUGUGGGUACCUCUUGUGACAUUUCUCUUUGUGAAAUCGAUGGAAGUCUUUGCGAGACGGACCCCGACAACAACGAUGGAGACGAGUAUGAUGACGACUGCGAUGAGGACAACCUUGAUGAUUGCCCUCCUGCAGAGGUCGACACUACCGAUGAUACCGCCGCUAAGCGUCGUACCUACGAGGUCCGUCUCGGUUCCGGAGCGGCCGUAAUUCUUACGGGCAUGAACUAUCCCUCCAUCGGAAAGCUGUUGAAAACUAAGAAGGGAAGCCUGGUAUACCAAUAUGCCAUGCAGCCUGAGAAUUCGGAAAGUUGCGAGAACACUUUUGUGGUUGCAAACAAAAUUCAGGGCACUGAUCCUCCCGAGUCUACCGUCACUGAGCACAUCCUCGAGCUCCAAACUAUUUCUCAAUGGGUAAUAAAGGUUAGCUCUGGCAAUUUAAUUACAAAAGUCGACGACAAGUGCUUUACCGACUUCUGGGUAAAGUCGUCGUUGCCCAGCAAUAUCCCGAAAAUGCAGAGCGGGGCCUUCAAGACUUCUACAGUGCCCAAUGACCGGGUGUUCGAAGCCAUGGGAUCAUUUCGGAACCGUGGUAUCCUUCUGAUUGCUGAUUCUCAGAUCAACCUGAUCAAAGCUAGGAUCUGGUCGGGACUCAAUAUUUUCCAGGAACAAGCGGUCAAUACGCUGUCGGACAAUGCCGCCCUUUCUGGUGAGGACGCUGGCAAGGCAAUGGGCAUGAUCGUGAGGCCAAUUCAGGCCUUCAAUUACCUGAACAACCUUCAGACUAGGUCCAGGCUAUACGACACAAUUGACGGCGUUCGAGAUCAGCUCCAGGUCAUUGAGAACAACAUCCCUCAGUGUUCCGGUUUGGCUGCGAGUUGGGACGAGUUUAUUCCGCCCUUCCUCGAACAGAUGGCUACAAAAACCGCAGAUUGGCUUGAGCGCACAACUCGGAAAAUUCUCGACAAGUUUGAGGAGGCUUUAAAUGAUAACCCCGACGAUUCGGAUUUGGAGGACCGUUUUAUGGCUGUUGAGACUAUCGCGGACUACCUGGAGGAUGCCGCUCUUGUUACAGUCAAGGCGCCGGUCAGGCCACUUGUCCGAGUUGAGUGGCCGGACAUCGACUGA